Messenger RNA from Fusarium sp. VM40, 1182 nucleotides. The record is from the annotation of a GenBank genome assembly. Lineage: Eukaryota; Fungi; Ascomycota; Sordariomycetes; Hypocreales; Nectriaceae.
AUGUCGUAUAAAAAGUUGGUCUUAGUUGGUCUUGCCGCUGUUGCCCUUGCUCUUCCUGCGGACAAGAGUGCCAAGGGUGUUAUCCCCGGUAAAUUCAUUGUCGCGCUUAAACCAACAGGGGUCGAUCUUGACCUGCAUGCUCGAUGGGUUUCCGACGUUUACGAACAAGCCCUGACACGUCGCGGCGUUGAGUCCAGUGGGAUCGACAAGACAUUUAGUUUCCCUGGCUUCCAGGGCUACUCCGGCUCAUUCGAUGAGGAAACCAUCGAGAUUAUCAAAGCCAAUUCCAGCGUCCUGCGCGUGGAGCCUGAACAGAUCUUCACUGUAGCCUCGCCAGUUACACAGCAAAGUCCUCCUUGGGGUCUUUCGGCGCUUUCAAAUGCCAAUCCCCCAUCUUCAAGCGCCUCGUAUACCUACGACUCCACGGCUGGUGCGGGAACGUUUGCCUAUAUUCUAGAUAGCGGCAUCCUCCUGGGGCACCAGGAAUUCCAAGGCCGUGCUGUCUUUGGCGCAGACACAUCAGGCGUUGUUACCAAGAAACAGCAUGGUACUCUUGUCGCCGCUCUUGUUAACGGGGCAACAUUUGGAGUCGCCAAAAAGGCCACUGUUGUAGAUGUUCAGGUGUUGGGCGACGAUGGCGGCUCCACUAGUGGGAUUCUAUCUGGUCUUAGCUGGACGGUCAACGAUGUUGUGGCUAAGAAGCGUGCUGGCAAGGCCGUCAUCAACAUGAGUUUGUCGGGAGGAUCAUCGCAGACCCUCAACGACGCGGUGCAGAAGGCCAUCGACGCCGGUAUUCCGGUUGUCGUAGCCGCCGGAAAUGAGAACCGAGAUGCCUCAGACUCAAGCCCCGCAAACCACCCUAACGCCAUCACUGUGGCUGCCAGCAACAAGAACUACCAGCGAUGGUCUCAGUCCAACUAUGGAUCAGUUUGUGACAUCUUUGCCCCAGGCCAAGACAUUAUAUCCGCUUCGUCUACUUCCACUUCGGCAUCACGCACUUCAAGCGGCACAUCAGAGGCUGCUCCCUAUGUUGCGGGCGUUGUUGCUUAUCUUCUUGCGUUGGAAGGUUCGCGUACGCCUGCUCAGAUUUGGUCUCGACUCAAGGAGCUGGCAAUUAAGGAUAAGAUUACAGAUCCUAAGGGGGUUCCAAAUCUUCUACUCUACAACGGAAUUGGUAAAUGA